UACUCUACCAUCUUCGCACUCUCUCUCUAUUCCUACUAGAAUAAGAAUAUUCAUUCCUCAGCGAUGACCGUCGCCACCGUAGCCACAACCCACACCAAGAAGCUAAUGAAGUUCGGUCUCUCACUUUUCCGGAGAGGCUUCAAUGCUUCCAAAUGUAAAACAGCUGCUAAAAUGGCGGUGGCUAGGAUAAAGCUGCUCAAGAAUAAGAGACAGGUGGUGGUCAAGCAGAUGAGGCGUGACAUUGCGUUGCUCCUCCAGUCCGGUCAAGACGCCACCGCUCGCAUUAGGGUUGAACAUGUGAUGAGAGAGCAGAAUGUAUUGGCUGCAAACGAGUUCAUUGAACUCUUCUGUGAGUUGAUUGUGUCAAGACUUUCAAUAAUUGCAAAGCAAAGAGAAUGCCCAGCUGACCUGAAAGAAGGCAUUGCUAGUUUAAUAUUCGCUGCUCCAAGGUGCUCAGAAAUUCCAGAACUUGUAGCAAUCAGGGAUGCUUUUGAGAAGAAGUAUGGAAAGGAUUUUGUAUCUGCUGCUACUGAUCUGCGGCCCAGCUGCGGUGUUAAUCGAAUGCUCAUUGACAAGCUCUCUGUUAGAACUCCCACUGGGGAAUCCAAAUUGAAGAUCUUGAAGGAAAUAGCCAAGGAAUACCAGAUAGAAUGGGACACAACAGAAACCGAACAGGAACUUCUCAAGCCUCCGGAAGAGCUUAUAGAAGGACCACGCAGUUUUGUUAGUGCUACAAGCUUCCCUGUGACGCCUGUGCCAAACCAAUCUGUUGAGCUUAACAAGUCAACUACAAGCUCUUCUUUACCGAGGAGGGCAACAAUUGGUGACAGCAACUGUGGUGGUGGCGGCAUGCGUUUUGAGGACUCAGCCUCUGCUGCUAAAGAAGCUGCAAAAUGCGCUAAUGAAGCAAUUGCUGCUGCAAAUGCUGCUGCUUUUCUUGCCAACAAAGACCCGAAUCCUGCAUCUUAUCAGGCGCCAUCUUUUGGUCAGAAGCCUUCAAGCGUCAACAUUGGAUAUCAAACCACCUCCGGUGCAUCUUCCACUGAUCGAUUCAUUCCAGAUGGCCCGCCUUCCCCGAUCAACUCUCAAUACAUGGAUAAUCAAUACAGAAAAACUUCAGGGACUAGGAUACAUGCGUCUCAGAGUUUUGAUGGGUCUGAUUCUCAUUAUGCAAGCAAUGAGGAUACAGGCCAUAACGACAAAUACAACAUGGAUAAUCAAUACAAAUCUUCAGGAGCUAGGACAUAUGUGUCUCAGAGAUGUAAUGGGCCUGAUUCUUCUCAUUAUCCAAGCAAUAAUAACGACACAUGCUUUGACAACAACAACAACAUGGACAGUAGAAAAAUGUACAGGAGGCAUACCUACAAUGCUCCAUCUGCACAUUCAGGCAUAAAGUUUGACCAAUCAGACAGUGAUGAAGAAUUCGAAGAGGAGGAGACACCGCAUGGUGGUGGUGGCGGCGGCUUUGGUAUUCUGCCACCUGGCAGGCUCCCACCUCCAGUGCCAUCAUCACAAGUGCAGAGGCAGGAUUCAGCUCAUGCUGUCCAUCCAAAACUGCCGGAUUAUGAUGCACUUGCUGCUCGUUUUGAAGCUCUCAAGCAUCAUCGCAAAUCUCUACCUUGACCUUUUUGUCCAUCUGUUUCCUUUGGCUCUUAUAUUAUAAAUAUAUACGUAUAUGAUAUGAUACACUAUACAUGGACGAUGAAUGAUGUCAUUUGGUCAUAGUAGUAGAUAUUUCUAAAUAAUGCAUAUAGGAGAAGUUAUAUUUCUUUUUUUUGUUGUUGGGUAUACUCAAAACUACAAUUUCCUAGGAAGAAAGUACUUAUAAUUCUUAUUCUUUUGUCAAAGCUGGUUUUUUUUAUUGUAAUGCAAAGAUCUGGAAAAGAAAAGCGGUGUGGUUGAAUAGAUAAUAUGAAAACAUUAUUAAUACGUAUUCUGUUUUUGUGUAUGA
This is a messenger RNA of Humulus lupulus (European hop), 1951 nucleotides long. RefSeq lists its product as uncharacterized. The transcript has 7 exons. Lineage: Eukaryota; Viridiplantae; Streptophyta; Magnoliopsida; Rosales; Cannabaceae. Gene Ontology annotation, biological process: protein transport. The record is from RefSeq and is a predicted model, not a curated record. Bases 64 to 1623 code for a protein of 519 amino acids.